AUUUUUGGUUAUACGGUCAGUGGGGAAUUUCGUCGAUCACAAAGCAAGCACAGCACUAAUUUUGUGAAAAUCGAACUCAAAAUUAUAUCCACGUCCAACCGGGCGGACCCCAUCUGUGGUCCUCUCCUCAGUCUUUGAUCGAUCGAUCAAUCCUUCCAAAGGGUAUAAUUUUAUUUUCAUUCCCAGAAUCUACUCUCUGUGGCCACAGAACCCCUGCAAGAUUUCCUCUAAAAAACCGUCAUUCUUCAUCUUUUCAAUCUCAAACAUCUCACCAUAAGUUGUUCUCUGCUUCCCACGGCACUUGUCUUUUACUCUUUCUCUAUAUUUGUUUUCUUUAACUCUAUUAUUGAUGUUUAGCUAAAAUCUAUUAGUUUUCUCCAUGUUAAACUGAUCAGAAUGGAUUGAGCAGUGAUCUCUAAUCACCAUAUCUAUUUUUAUCACUCUCACAAUGCAUCAACCUUCUACGGUAACACAGGAAUCUGGCCCCGUAUUUGAUUUUGUCGGUCAAUUAGGUCGCUUUACCUUUAAUACAGCUUUUCAGAGCGCAAAUUCAAAUGGGUACUCUUCAUUCAAGUCAAAUUAUUUGUUUUUUGAGAGUCCUUCUGGGAAAACGAAGCGCAAAGUAGCUGCUUCGCUUAGAUUGGGAGGCUGGGGCACUUCUAGUGUUAGAAGGAUUUGGAGUGAGUUCAAUAGGGCUAUUAGGUUUCACUGUGAGAGUAUCCCAGUUGGGUUUGCUUCCGUUCAGGUUGGUUCUGGCGAUAGUAACGGUGAUAAUGGCAAUGGCUUAAGAGACGAUGGAUGCGGUGUUCUGGUUGACGGGGGCUUGCCUUUGAAUGGAGUAGAGGCUGAAAGCCGGAAAAAAGUUCUCAUUUUGAUGAGUGACACUGGGGGUGGCCACCGAGCUUCUGCAGAGGCUAUUAAGUCAGCGUUUCACGAAGAAUUUGGUGAUGACUACCAGGUGUUUAUUACUGAUUUAUGGUCAGAGCAUACACCUUGGCCAUUUAAUCAAUUGCCCAGAAGCUACAAUUUCUUGGUGAAACAUGGACCAUUGUGGAAAAUGACAUAUUAUGGGUCUGCACCUCGUGUGAUUCAUCAAUCUAAUUUUGCUGCAACUUCUACUUUUAUAGCCCGGGAGGUCGCCAAAGGAUUGAUGAAAUACCAACCUGAUGUUAUUAUCAGUGUACAUCCACUUAUGCAACAUGUUCCUCUUCGUAUAUUGAGGGCAAAGGGUCUUUUGCAGAAGAUAGCUUUUACUACAGUUAUCACAGAUUUAAGCACCUGUCAUCCUACGUGGUUUCAUAAGCUUGUCACAAGAUGUUAUUGCCCAACAACAGAUGUAGCUAAGAGGGCAUUGAAAGCUGGGCUUCAGCCUUCCCAAAUUAAGGUUUAUGGCCUUCCAGUGCGCCCUUCCUUUGUUAAGCCUGUUCGACCAAAGGCUGAACUAAGAAGAGAAUUAGGAAUGGAUGAAGAUCUUCCAGCUGUGUUGUUAAUGGGAGGAGGGGAAGGAAUGGGUCCAAUUGAGGCAACUGCACGGGCACUUGCGGAUUCGUUAUAUGAUGAGAAUCUCGGUGAGCCAAUAGGUCAGGUGCUGGUGAUAUGUGGUCGCAACAAAAAGCUGGCCAACAGACUGCUUUCAAUUGAUUGGAAGAUUCCUGUGCAGGUGAAGGGCUUUGUCACUAAAAUGGAGGAAUGCAUGGGUGCUUGUGACUGUAUUAUAACAAAGGCUGGCCCAGGAACAAUUGCGGAAGCAAUGAUUAGAGGCCUCCCUAUAAUCCUGAAUGAUUUCAUUGCUGGGCAGGAAGUCGGAAAUGUGCCUUACGUGGUGGAAAAUGGAUGCGGCAAAUUUUCAAAGUCACCAAAAGAAAUUGCAAAUAUUGUUGGUCAAUGGUUUGGUCCAAAGGCAGAUGAGCUCAAGGCCAUGUCACGAAAUGCACUGAAGCUAGCAAGACCAGAAGCUGUAUUCAAGAUUGUUCAUGAUCUUGAUGAGCUUGUUAGACAAAAAAAUUAUGUACCUCAGUCCCAAUAUGCCUGUGCCAGUUGAACGUAUUAUUUUGCUAAUGAUCAAUUUUGACAGUAGUUCAUUUACAGUGUAUAGUGGGCUAAGUAGGAGUGCUUUUUUCUGCUGAUGCGCUUGAUUUAUUGUGAAAAUAAAUGGAAAAAUAAUUUUGCUCAUGAUUUAAA
Molecule: messenger RNA, 2181 nt
Organism: Jatropha curcas
Lineage: Eukaryota; Viridiplantae; Streptophyta; Magnoliopsida; Malpighiales; Euphorbiaceae
Gene: MGD1
Product: monogalactosyl diacylglycerol synthase 1
Biological process (GO): glycolipid biosynthetic process
Molecular function (GO): hexosyltransferase activity
Source: RefSeq, a predicted model, not a curated record